This is a messenger RNA of Brienomyrus brachyistius, 3875 nucleotides long. It is a transcript of the gene aftpha, whose product is annotated as aftiphilin a. The transcript has 10 exons. Gene Ontology annotation, molecular function: clathrin binding. The record is from RefSeq and is a predicted model, not a curated record. NCBI's taxonomy places the organism in Eukaryota, Metazoa, Chordata, Actinopteri, Osteoglossiformes, Mormyridae. Bases 225 to 2741 code for a protein of 838 amino acids. Gene Ontology annotation, cellular component: trans-Golgi network membrane; AP-1 adaptor complex. Gene Ontology annotation, biological process: intracellular transport.
AAAGUGAACCGAGACUCCUACGGGGAAGAGGAGAGGGCUUUGCGAGUGGAGCCGGUUGCUUUAACCUUCAUUUACAUGAGCACAAGUGCAGGAGUUUUAAUAGCCCCGCUUUCUAUCGAUGCCGUCGGGGUGUGAGGACUCUGCGCUGCAUCCGAACCAUGAGAGUGAACCACAAAAAGACUUAAAGGUGUGAGCGCAAAGCCUUGACACACUGCCGAGGGACCAUGGAGCCAGAGGCAGUGCGCAUGUACUCUUCCUCUCCGCCUCCGCUGGAUGAAGGAGCAGAGGAUGACGACGACGAGUUUGGCGACUUUGGGGGCUUCUCCGGGGUGCCGUCUAGUGUCAGCUUCACAGAGUUUGACACUCCCGCCACCUUCGGCCAAUCACAGUCCGCAGCAGACACGUCGCCCCCCAGUCUCUUCAACAACGGCGGGGCCACAUUCACGGACCUGGGCCCGGGGCCUUUUGGCAGGGGCUCUAUGGAGGACGAUUCUGUGUCGUCUGACACGGAUGUCCAGGGCGCCGAUUCCUCCAGCAGCUGGGACGGCCCCCUCCCUGGGAAAACAGCGGGUGCCGAGGACUGGAAAAAACCAGCAACUCUGACCCAACCCGGCACAUGUUUGAGCUCCUCCAACCGGGAGACGCGUAGCGGUCGGACCGCAGCCGAGGCCCCAGACUGUAACGGGGGCAUCCCUGUUACUGAGGUCCUCACAAAUGGGUUCACGGCAUUGGACGUGCAGGAAGCUGGCUCCGCCCAAAGCCCUGUCCACCCCCACAAAAAAGGGAGUGCCCCCGUCACCCCGCUCGAGUGCCGCUCCUCGAGCCCCGCCGAUGAGUUUGCGGAUUUCUCUGCCUUUUCCAGCACUGUCAUGCCAGUGGACUCCAGUCAGGGAACAGAUGCAGCAGAGCACAGGGACGGCUGUGAUGAAGGGAGGUUACUAGGUGACGGGGCGGGGCUAGCAUGGGCCGACUCGGCAGGGGGGGUCGGGAACACUGGGGCAGCAGCCUCUGCCGAAUCCACCUUGGGGACGAGGGAAGGCCUGAGUAACGGGGAGGGGGGCUCUCACACAGACAGUGACUUUGAGCAAAGGGACGUGGAGCCAGGUACUGCACGCCUGGGCUCAGAGGACUCCACACUGGAGAAUGGCUGCGAGGAGGCUGCGGCAGGGGGGCCGGACACAACCAAAGGCGGGGCUUGGCCUUCGCUGUCAGAGGAUAGGCUGGUACCCCAGGAAGGGGCGGAGCUCCGCGGUGCUGUUGAUGACACCGUGUCCAGUGACAGACUGGAGGACUCUGGAGAAAACAGGACUGGUCCUGCUUCUUCACCGACACCCUGUAGAGGGCAGACACCUUCUGACUCUGGACAGCCUGAGGAAGAUGAUGAGGACUUUGGGGACUUUGGGGACGCGACCACAUGUGGCCAUCAGGGCUUUGCCAACUUUGACCGGGCGGGUGAUGGCGACCCGGCCUCGGCUGGGGGGCCGGAAGGUGACUCUGAGCCCGCCGGGCAGUGUCCUGAUGAGGAGGACUUUGGGGAAUUUAACUCUCCAAAAGACCACGGGGGCGUAAAGGAUGGCGAUGGUGAGGAAUCUCAGUUUGCAGAUUUCCCCGCCAGUGACAGUUUUGCGGACUUCAGCUCCGCCCCGGUUGGUGCCAACCCAGAUUUCGACACGGGGUGGAAUGCUUUUGGGGAACAGGAGCAGGGUCAGGACCAGGGAGGAGAUGAAUCCUGGGCGGCCUUUGGACCGGAGCAAAGCACUUCUGAUGCAGAGGAGAGUGAAGGGCAGUGGCAGGGCAGCCCUUCUCUCUCAGCGCCCCCUCCUGACAGCCCACAGACCUGCAGGAGAGCCAGCCUAGUGUCGCUGGCCAGCCGGCUGGAGCGGCUGUUUCAGGUCAGCUUCCCAGAUGCACACGCCGUGGAGCCCGAGGCCACGGAGGAGGUCAUCUCGUUGCAGGCGCUGCUGGAGCCCCCGGAGAAGCGGCAGGAGAGGAGCACCACGGCGUCCCCAGGGGGGUCAUGCAACGUGUGGCAGCAACUGCAGGACAUCCAUAACGCCUUUGGCCUACGGCAUCAGUGGGGGGGCUCGCACAGCAACAAGACCCUGCUCUGCUCCCUGGGCAUCGAUACCAGGAACAUCCUGUUCACAGGUCAGAAGAAGCAGCCUGUGAUCGUGCCCAUGUAUGCCGCCAGUCUGGGUAUGCUGGAGCCCACCAAAGAACCCGUGAAACCCAUUUCGGCCGCAGAGAAGAUCGCUUCCAUAGCACAAACACCUCCGGUCUCCCCGGAAAUCGGCACUUGCCCGCGGGACCCAGGACAGCAGGAGGCGCUCCCCCCUGUUCAGUUCGACUGGAGUAGCAGUGGCCUUACUAACCCCCUGGAUGCUAGUGGAGGCUCCUCUCUGCUCAACCUCGAUUUCUUUGGGCCCGUGGAGGACACUAGCUCUAUCACCACCACGUCUAUUCCAGGUGUGGACCCCGAGCUGUACGAGCUCACCACCGCCAAGCUGGACACCAGCGCCUCCAGCAGCCGUGUGGCUGACGCCUUCGCCCGCCUCAUGUCCACUGUGGAGAAGACCAGCACGUCCACCAGGAAGCCUCGCAAGGAAGAGCACCUGAGCGAGGAGGCGGCGAAGGUGAUCAGCAGCCUGCCAGACCUGUCCUUCAUGCAGGCCAAGGUGCUGAUGUUCCCCACCACGCUGACCCCCUUGGGCACGUCCAGCGGCACUGCCACGCCCGACUGAACCCCCUCGCGUCUCCGCUAUUGGUCACCCCCUGUUCUGUCCUCCCUCUCUCUCUCUCUCUCUCUCUCUCGCUCACAUCUUGCUGCUGCCCAGUUUGCUUCAGAAAUCAAAACCCCGAGAGAAGCUCAACUCACCAUACGGAUGACAAUGAUCAUUGAGAAAUCAGAAAUAAAAGCAUAUAUUUAUUUAUGAACUUAAGUUCUGUGGAAGCAGUCUUGUUUAUUAUGAGAAUCAAUCUGUAAAUAAUCAGGGAUAUGAACUUCAGUUAUUUUUUGGAAGAUUAUUCCCCCCAUUCCGUGCUGGGAGUGCGUCUGUCUGUGGUAGUGAGAACACUGGCUGAGGUCCUUCUUGGAAGGCCAAGUAAAGUGAAUUCGAAAUAUAUAAAAAUAUAAAAUGAUGUACAUAACUUGAAACCACACUGCCUGCAAAAUCCAGCUGAAUGUUUCCUGUUGUGUUAAUUGCCUUAGUUUUUAUUUUUACUGUAUGUAGAUUUUAUUCUGAAAUAGAUUUUUUUCCAUUUGAUUUCUGUCAUUUUGCUUUUUUUUUGUUUUUUGUUUGUUUGUUUGUUUGUCGGAUGAUUUCGUUUGUUGUCAUCUGCGUCUGCAUCUCCGGAAAAUUAUGCCCCUGUGCUCGCUGGACACAGACGUCGUCUCGCUGUCGUUUCUGCUGUGUGAAGGUAGGGUUGGCGAUCUCCAAUCGAACCACUGGUAUUUUUGGAUAAGAGACAAACCGGAACGUGAGUUACUGAAGCGAUAAUCAGCUGAAAAUGACAAAGAAUGAGGGACCAAUAUGUACUCACUCAUUUCUCUUUUUCCACAAUGUUAAGUACUUGUUUGCCUGUCUCGUUUUCGUCCCUGCCUUUUUGUUUGAUUUUGUUUAUGUUCUACUACUGUAAAUCUGUUUUUAGAAGGAUUUUGCACAUUGUAAAGAUGAAGUGGAUGUAAUCAUAGUUCGCUGUGGCUUUAGACUGUGUACAGUAAAACUAUGGACUGUAAAAUGUAUGGGAAAAUUCCUAUGGAAAAAGUCAAUACAGUUGAAGAGCCUGUCAAAAGGUUAAUAUGCAUGCCCAGCUUCUUUACUGACUUAAGUGUGUAAAUUUUAGUGUACACAGGAAAUUAAAAUAAUUUAAGAGAA